UAACCACAUCACAACAUUCACUGUAGCCAACGACCCCGAGAGAAAGACAGCUCUCGUAUUACCUUCCCUUACAACAACACAAAAAAACAAAAGAAAAUGAUAGAGUUGUAGCAGUAAUAGGUCACCACACAAGGCAGCGUCAAUAACCCCAUCACAUUCAAGUAUCAAGACACCUCUCCACCCGAAACUGACCUCUCUUUUGGCCUCUCAACUAUAUCUACUCUCUUAUAUUGGGGCCGUGAAUAUCGGGCUCUUUUUCUUUUCUUUCUCUCUGUCUCUUUUUUUUACAACAAAGGAGACAGCUCAAGGGCACACACACAAAAAAGGAAACAAUAAUAUAAAAAAAAGCCCGCUAAUCGCUGCUCCUAAUAUCUGCCCUUGAUCUGUUCCCUUUACUGCAAAAAAAUAAACUAACAAACCGGUCACUAAGGCCAACGACCCCGAGAGAACAACAGCAACCCUCUUUCCACCCACCAUGCAGACUUCGGGAGGUUGAGGCCUCGAAGAACAUGGACACGCUCAGCAACAUCGCAAUGAAGGCAGGGGUGUGGCGGAAGUCCCUCCUACCGGGCGAAGGAAAAUUACAGAGCCCGUCCACAAGGUCACUGCUCAACGGGGUCAUACCGAAGGGGAUCGUGGACCUCGAGAAGAUUGAUUUGCGCGCUUCAGCAGGCCGCGUCUCGGAGGAUGUGGUGGACGAGGAGGAGGAGGGAGAAGAAGAGGAGGAGGGUGAAGUGGAUGACGGGGAGCCGGUGUUAGGGGAGGAAGAGUAUCGAAGGCUUCUCUACCCUCAGACGGAGCUCAUCUGUAGAGGCCGCGUGGAAAAGCAACUUGUCCUGAUAACGUUCCUGACGCGGCGCCUUCGUGAGUCCUUCAACAAGAGGUUCGACGCCAUUCACCAGAGGAAGGAGCGAGUCAUUGAGGAAAUCAAGAGACUCACACGCAAGCGCUCUCAGCUAAAGGAAGAACUGGUCAAGAUACGAGAGGAGGAAAAGGGGGAAGGAGACUUGAGCAGAAGGCAAAGCAGGGAGGAGCACCAGCAGAAGGGGGAGGAGGACGACCUGGGUGAGAAGAAGAAGAACAACGAAGAAGAGGAGGAGGAGGAGGAGGAGGAUUAUGAACCGUCCUGGGAGAUUGAAGAAAGACCAGAACUUAUGCUGAGGGUGGAGGACUCUGAGAUCACCUCAGACGACAACGGGGAAUAUGAUGACGAGGCGCAGGUGUCCCCAGGUGUCCUACCCAGCCCCCUGCCUCCUAGCGGUCCCACGAAGCAGCAGUCUCCCCCAAGGACGCCCCCGGAGGAUAUCUUGGGGGAUCCUACAGACUUUCUCUCAGGGGCUUGGGCUGGGACUGGGGAAGGGAGCAAGGAUGACUCUCGUGCCUUCCUUGAGGUGAGUCUGAAAGGAAUGACGUGUAGCGCAUCGGUCAAGACGGGAGUGGACGUGGGCGGAGGCGCGGGCGUGGCGGGAGUGGAGGGCGAGGCAGGAGCAGGAAGUGAGGGAGCGCCGGGCCCACCUCACCACCCUCGUCCUGCAGCUUGA
Messenger RNA from Eriocheir sinensis (Chinese mitten crab), 1541 nucleotides. RefSeq names its product cilia- and flagella-associated protein 251-like. The coding region runs from base 510 to 1541 and encodes 343 amino acids. Lineage: Eukaryota; Metazoa; Arthropoda; Malacostraca; Decapoda; Varunidae. The record is from RefSeq and is a predicted model, not a curated record. Gene Ontology annotation, biological process: cilium assembly. The transcript has 5 exons. Gene Ontology annotation, cellular component: axoneme.